Eublepharis macularius is the source of this 3475-nucleotide messenger RNA. RefSeq names its product coiled-coil domain containing 146 (gene CCDC146). Gene Ontology annotation, cellular component: cytoskeleton. The coding region runs from base 87 to 2963 and encodes 958 amino acids. The transcript has 19 exons. Lineage: Eukaryota; Metazoa; Chordata; Lepidosauria; Squamata; Eublepharidae. The record is from RefSeq and is a predicted model, not a curated record.
GUUGGUUAAGAGGGCUCGCAGGUAGCAAAUGGUCCCUGGAGGGAAGACGGUGCGGCCAAGAGCAGCCGGGAUUUUAGACUGGAAAAAUGAGUGAAUCUGAAGAUGCCAGUUCCGUCUUCAGUGAGUCAGAACCUGAACAAGAAGUAGAGUAUCCCGAAGAGCCUAUUUAUGCUGUAGCACCAACCAUUGAUAUCCGAGAUGAAAGUUCUAUUGAUGUGGCUUCAAGUCCUGCAUUUCAGUGCCUUGAUGAGUUAUUUUAUGCUGGAAUAAUCCCUGGAACCAGAGUAUCUGAGCUGAAGGCAAAGUAUACCCUUCUCCAUGAGACUCUAGUAAGUUUACAGGCAUCAGAGAUUCAGCUGCUGCAAGAUGCGAAACGUUUCACUGUUGAGGUGGAAUGCCAGCAGCAGGAACUAGAAAAGGCCGACCAGUUUCCAGAGGGGUCCACCUCAGAGGUGUCCAGACUGAGGCAGCAGUACCUGAGAUAUCUUAAUGAAUAUAAUGCAAUUCAAGAAAGAGAAUAUGAAACUCAGUACAAGUUGAAUAGCUUACUAGAAGACAAGAAACUCCUAGAAAGAGAGUAUCAAAGGAUCCCUAAAUCUACAGAUGCUGAAAAGUUGAUUAAGGGCCUGAAAGAAAGUUGUGAAGAGCUCCGUAAAGAAACCUCACAUAGAAGGCAAGAAAUUAAAGCACUGAAAGAUGAUUUGGCAGGAAGACAAAAGCAUCUCACUAAAGACAAGAAGGAACUUGAUGAAAUCCUUCGGAAGCAAGAAGACGUAAAAGAUGAGCUUGUUCGUCUCCAGGCCAUUCCUAUUCAGCUUGGGAAAGAUAUCGAGAAACUGAACCGCAGAAGACAAGAGACAGAGAAGAAGAUAACAGCAAUGCAGGGACAACUGGAAGAAGUAACCGAUCAAGUUAGAAAAUUAGAGGCUACCAUUGAGGAGACAAUGGAAGAGAAGGAAGACGUGAUGAAAGAAGUAGAUGGCAAGAAAGCAUUGCUAGAAAGCAAGGACCGGGAACACAAGAAUUUUAAAACGAUGCACGAGAUAAACAAAGAGAAUGAAGGAAGUGCCAUAGCUGAAAGGGGCAUUUUAGAAAUUGGAUUCCGCAACUGUCUCGUGCUGAAGCAAAAACUGCAAGAUACUUUGAGCCGCAUGCAACGAGAGAGGGAGAGAGACUUGAGAAAUUUCAAGAAGAUGGAGAUGCAGCUGAAAAUAGCUCUUGACAGCUUGGCACAAGUUAAAUCACACCACGAAAGAGUACUUUUAGAGAUUGAUGCUCUUCCUAAAGAUGAUGGGACACUAUUAGAAAGGCGAAGAGAACUCCAGAGAGAAGUUGAAAUGACUAAGAGGAAUCUUGCUCAGGAGAAAACAUCAACUGAUGUUGAGGGACGAAUGUUGGACCAGUGCAUUGCUGAGGAAGACCAGCUUUUUAAAGCUCAGGAGCAUUACAGAGAGGAACUGAGCAACUUGAUCCGUAUGACUCAGCUCAAAGCUGAUGAGAGGGAACAAAAAUCUAAGGAUUCUUUAAAAGCCCAGUUUCGACUGAAUAACAUUAUUACAGAAAUAAAAACAAAAGACUUUGAAAUAAGGGAGUAUAAGAAGAAGCAAAAAGAAAUCCAAAGACAAAUGAAAGAAUUUGCCAAAAUGUAUGACAUUGUACGACAUGAGAGAAAUAAACUUGUUAACCUCGUGCAUGCUGCCCACCAAAAAACUGCUGAAAUGAAAGAGCGACUCAAAAUGUUAGAUAAUGAGAGAGAAAUCUUAAGGAACAAUGCUGUGAUUAAAGAGAGAAAAUUGCACAAAUACCAACUGAAGCACAUCAGCAACAUUGCGGUCAAGGACAGCAUCCAGAGUGACGUCUGUAAGAUUUUUGCAACUUUGCAAGAGAUGAAGGAAAAGCGAGAGCAGCAGCUGAUGGACGUUGAAAGGCUCACCAACACCCUCACCCGCGUGGAAGACGAAAUGGUGCAGCUGCGGAAGAAAUACGAACGGGCCGUACAACGGCGAAAUGAAAGUGGAGUUAUGCUUAUUGAACGUGAGGAAGAAGUCUGCAUUUUCUAUGAGAAAAUAAAUGUUCAGGAGAUGAUGAGUCGAGAUGGCGACAUCGAAAUUAACGUGAUGGAUGAAAAGAUCCGCUUUCUAAAGCUCAAACUGACCGAGAAAAAAAGGCAGAUUCAAUUAUCCCUGAAAACGCUGCCGAUGAAAAAAAGCCUCGAUGCUGAUUUAGUGGUCCUCCAGAUUCAGUUUUCUCAGUGCAAGGACAGGAUUAGAAAUCUGGAGAAACUGUUUACAGACCCUAAAAGUCGCAACAGAACACGAGCACUGCCCGGGAAAGACGCCAGCCUGCCAGAGCUCUUCGAAAAGAUAGACGAGUUAGAAAUACAGCUGACACAGAAAGAAGAGAAACUGCUUGAGAAGGAUUUUAUUUUUGAACAAGUGUCCCAGUUAACAGAGAAAAUCAGAACCAAGGUGGACAACGGCAAGGAGGAUACACUAAUAUUGGCCAAAAAGAUGAACAGACUCCAGGAGAAAAUAAAAACCACAACCCAAAAGAUGAUGGCUCUCGUCGCAGAGCUGUCCAUGAGCCAAGCCGUUGCUAUUAAACUGCAACAAGAAAUGAGGGACAAAGAAUACUUUCUAAUGUCCAUCGCCUCCAGGUUCAAGAAAGGCCUCCCACUACCCAAGGAAGUAGAGACGGAGUGGCUGAAGGUGCUGCGUGAUGAAGACAUGUACAAGGCAGCUGCUGAGGCCAGGGCACAACGUCUUGAAGAAGAGGAAAAACUUGCCCUGCCAACUAGCAUACGCACCACAGCUGAGCAGCGUCCCAACGCCUACGUCCCAGAUGAUGACAACGUUCUCCCGUUACCACGGCCCUAUGGGGCGUUGGCUCCUUUCAAGCCAAAUGAGCCUAGUUCGAAUUUGAGAUACAUAAGAAAGCCAGUUGUAAAACCAAUUGAAAUCUGAACAGGUGUGCUCUCCUCCGGCCAUUUACACUGAGAACACUUGCACAAUGCCUCUUAUGGGUCCAAACUCACAUUCCAGUAGCCCCAGCCACAGAACUGUAAGGCUUUAACGAGGCUGCGCUGCAAAGUAUACUUAACAGACUAACGGCACUCUCCCAGUUCAGCAACCCUACACAAGCUCCAGGGAUGUAACGAUUAGGUAACUGUAAUUGUACCCUUUGAACAUCUGAAGUAUAAGAAAUUCUGGACAAGCUUUUAAAAAUGUUUAUUAAAUAUGUCAGCAAAAAUAGUAAUAAAUUUUAAAAUACAGUAUUGAUGAGUAGCUACCUGCACUUCCUUUUAUGCAUUUAGUAGCCUGACCAGUUGUUCUCCUGAUUGUAUGAUAACCCAACUUGUUUAAUAGCUGCCCUCUAACAUUUAUAUCAUCUUUUUAUAUUAUAAAUCUCUUGUGUUAUAAACAGAUAAACCAAGAUCUCUUUCAUUGCACAAAUAAAGGGGAACUCUGAAGAAUGA